AUGAAUUUCUGGGAGACUGUGCUUUGUGCUUUCUUAGCAUGCCUCUUGGUAACCAUUGUUGGCGGACUCUAUACAGUAGGAGCAUUUCGCAAGAGAAAACCGAAGGAACCCCCCUUGGACAAAGGCUUCCUUCCAUGGCUCGGACAUGGGCGAAGUUUCAUGAGGAGCCCUGAAGAGUUUUUGGAAAGGAUGCGGAAGAAACAUGGGGAUAUUUUCACCGUGUUGCUCGGAGGCAGUUACAUGCAUUUCGUGAUGGACCCUCAUUCUUACAGAAACAUGGUAAAGGAGUCAAAAGACAAACUGGAUUUUUAUAAAUUUGGAUCAAUUAUAGUUUUUAAUACAUUUGAUUUCUGCACAUCUGAAUCUCAGCACAAGAUUGUCCAAACAGUUAGCAAGAAGAAUCUCAAAGGUCAGAGUCUAACUCUCCUGAACCAGGCGAUGAUGGAGAAUUUAAGGGCCGUGAUGCUUCACAGCCAGGAUUCAGGCGAGGGGAAAAGAUGUUGGCAGCAGGAUGGAGUCCUCCACUUUAGCUACAAAACCGUCUUCCAGGCUUCUUUUCUGACAUUGUUUGGAACUGAGCCAGAUGAAGAUGUAGAAAGCAAAGAAAAUGGUAAGGAUAAUAAAGUAGCACAGUGUGGAGAGUUGUUUGAAUAUUUCCAGAAAUUUGACCAUUUCUUUCCCCAAAUGGCCUUCAACAUGCUGAAUCCUCUGGGCAAGAAGGAGACACGGAGAUUGAAGGAUUAUUUUUGGGACAUUCUGUCAGUAGAAAAGAUAUACCAGAAGGAAAACAUUAGCAGUUGGGUAGCUGAGCAAGAUCAGCAGAUGGCUGAGACUGGGAUGAGUGAAAAGAUGCGGACCAAAUUCCUGCUGCUGCUUCUCUGGACAUCUCAAGCUAAUACUGGUCCAGCUACUUUCUGGAUUCUUGUGCACCUCCUGAAAUAUCCAGAAGCAAUGAAGGCAGUGAGGGAAGAGGUGGACAGAGUAUUAAGAGAGACGGAUCAGGAACUGAAACCAGGCAGCCCCUUCUUCAACAUGUCCUUGGAUACCAUAAAGACUCCUCUUCUGGACAGUGCAAUAGAGGAAACUCUACGCCUGAAAGCGAGUCCUUUUCUGUUCAGAAGUAUAGUACAGGAUGCAGAUCUUAAGAUGGCUGACGGGAGAGAAUAUAUUUUCCGGAAAGGAGACAAUCUUCUUCUUUCCCCCUUCAUUGCACUGCAAAUGGAUCCAGAAAUUCAUCCCGACCCCCAGACAUUCAAAUAUGACAGGUUCGUGAACCCAGAUGGUACAAAAAAAGAAUUCUUUAAGAAUGGGAAAAAGCUGAAGUGUUACAGUAUGCCUUUUGGUGGCGGUGCCACAAUGUGCCCUGGGCGGUUCUUUGCAAUUAGCGAAAUGAAGAUGUUUGUCAUCUUGACGCUCACCUACUUUGACAUGGAACUGAUUAAUGCAGAAGAAGAAAUACCGCCAAUAGAUGGAUCACGCUAUGGGUUUGGAACGGCACAUCCUUCUUAUGAUAUUCAGUUUAGGUAUCGAUUGCGUUUUUAA
This is a messenger RNA of Elgaria multicarinata webbii, 1542 nucleotides long. Its product is annotated as 5-beta-cholestane-3-alpha,7-alpha-diol 12-alpha-hydroxylase-like. Gene Ontology annotation, molecular function: sterol 12-alpha-hydroxylase activity; heme binding; iron ion binding. The record is from RefSeq and is a predicted model, not a curated record. The coding region runs from base 1 to 1542 and encodes 513 amino acids. NCBI's taxonomy places the organism in Eukaryota, Metazoa, Chordata, Lepidosauria, Squamata, Anguidae. The transcript has a single exon.